ACGCUCGUCAACCCUGACGCACCUCGCGCAUAUCUGGAAUUUGCAGAUGGAAUCCAUUCGAUCCAAAUUGUUAUAGGGUUUCCCACCAGUCCAGAACACGACUUCAUUAAAAUUCGUUAUGAGAAUGUCAAAGAAAUACUGAUCAAAGAUAGCAUGAUCUACUUUGACCUGUGGACCGCUCCGAUACUCGAACACGGCCUGCGCGAAUUUGAAGACGAUGAAACCGAAGCGGAUCACAAAAAUUCUCAUUCCAAGGACUUUACUUAUGAGAAGAGAACUCGUCUUGAAGGGCUUGAUGUGGUUUUGAUUUGA
Messenger RNA from Acaulospora colombiana, 312 nucleotides. The record is from the annotation of a GenBank genome assembly. NCBI's taxonomy places the organism in Eukaryota, Fungi, Glomeromycota, Glomeromycetes, Diversisporales, Acaulosporaceae.